AUGAAGUUCACUGCUCUACUUUCCGCUACCGUGCUCCUCUUUGCCGGUGCAAUUGCCUAUCCCCAGGUUGGCGAGUCUCCACCACCAGACUGCAAACCGGUUCCCCUUGACCUCUGCCAUUCCAGGGACAUUGGGGAGGACUCCCAUCUUGCCCGUAGACAGGGAGACCCGACCCACGAGCCAGUCCGUCCAGGCCUUUACUGCGGUCUUUGCCCUCACCUCACCGGCCGUGGUGUCGUUUACCGCAACGGCUACUACAUUGAUGACGGCGGCCGAUGCUGUGACAUUGGUGCCUCUCAUGUUUGCGACGAGAGCCCAAACAGCCGCCAAUGCCCUUUUGGCGGUAUCGACCACUAG
This is a messenger RNA of Microsporum canis CBS 113480, 357 nucleotides long. RefSeq lists its product as uncharacterized. The transcript has 2 exons. Lineage: Eukaryota; Fungi; Ascomycota; Eurotiomycetes; Onygenales; Arthrodermataceae. The coding region runs from base 1 to 357 and encodes 118 amino acids. The record is from RefSeq and is a predicted model, not a curated record.